AUGGCAACAACUGCGGUUCUUCCAUAUGAACUCUACACCGAUGCACCAGGAACGCUUUUCGUGAAACGGGAAUGGGAAGAAGCAAACGCUGCCCAUCCAAGCCCUUUUGAUUUUGGUGAUGUGCCCGAAGGGUGGCCUAAAAAGCUUACUGGACCACUUGUAUGGGAUGGAAAACAUCUCAAUGAUCAUCCCGAGAAAUAUAUAUACAAUCUCACAAGCGCUGAGAUUGCUGAAAUAGAUGCCGCAGCAAAGUCUUUCCAGAAGCUUGCGCUGCCUUUAUCUGCUAUCGAGCAAUCGAACUUCCCUCUCCCACAGCUAGGUCCGACCUUGCGAGGGAUUGCGAAGAAUUUGUAUCAAGGGACCGGCCUGAAUUUGCUCAGAGGAUUCCCCAUUCAGAAGUAUGAGAAAGAAGAGCAAAUCAUCAUUUUCCUCGGUAUCAAUGCAUGGGUUGCAGAUACGCGACUCGAUCAAGGAAUUGGGCGCGGUAUUUGCCAUAUAAAAAGCAUCAACCACAUCGACGCCUCACAACGCGGUAAAAUAUUUGUCUCGGCUCAGAAUAACGAUGCUCAGAUGUACCACAGCGAUGCGGGCUCGGAGAUCGUGGGCCUGAUGGCUCUCAAUAUACCCAACUCGGGUGGAGAAUCAACCGUCGCGAGCACUUGGCAAGUAUAUAACCAUCUUGCCGAAUACCGGCCGGACAUCCUGAGACUCUUGGCGGAUAAAAGAUUUAGAUGGAGAGCGAAUGGAAUUCCGGAAGAUGGUGUACGGCUCAUCCACUGGUUGAACGAACAGAUGUACGUGAAUUUCGCGACGAGAACUUUCAUUGGCUACGCAGAGGCCCCCGACCGCGAUACAGACUAUCCACCACUUACAUUCGAGGAGCGAGAAGCAUUGGGAGGGUGGCAGUGGAUAUCUGAACAGUACUGCUUAGAGACUGCUCUCCAAGCUGGAGAUAUUGAAUGGGUUAAUAAUCUCCACCACCAACAUGCUCGCCGAGGAUAUAUCGACGAUCCAUCAAACCCUCGCCAUCUGUUAAGAAUCUGGUCUCGUGAUUCUGAAUACGCCCCAGAGCUACCAUUGGAUAUCAAGAACAAAUUCAAUGCGAUGUUUAAAAAUACGCCGGAAUUUUAUCCUCUGGAUGAAAUAGAAGAAGAUAUAAGAAGGAAGGAGACA
Lachnellula hyalina is the source of this 1173-nucleotide messenger RNA. Its product is annotated as Taurine hydroxylase-like protein. Gene Ontology annotation, molecular function: oxidoreductase activity. The record is from RefSeq and is a predicted model, not a curated record. The transcript has 7 exons. The annotation marks the transcript as partial. Lineage: Eukaryota; Fungi; Ascomycota; Leotiomycetes; Helotiales; Lachnaceae.